Molecule: messenger RNA, 2913 nt
Organism: Manis javanica (Malayan pangolin)
Lineage: Eukaryota; Metazoa; Chordata; Mammalia; Pholidota; Manidae
Source: RefSeq, a predicted model, not a curated record
AUGGUCAAGAUCAAGUUCUGCACAACACGGGGGCACCCUAGUGAGACUGUCCCCAGGUUUGGGAGGGCACAGCAAAGAGCAGGACCUUCCACGCGUGGCUCUGUGAACGAGCGUCCGGGACCCAGGGCCCCGGACCCCACCCAACGCGAUCUUCCUCCCCGUCCGCCCCACCCAAGAGCCCACCUUGCCUCGCUCGUGUUGUCCAGGCCUCCCCGUUACCAGGCAACGAGCUGCCCCGGUGCGAAGCCCCGGAGCGGAAUGCAUGGGGGAAGGCGGAUGAGCCCGGCCUCGGUACCUCCCGAUCCCGGCGCCGCUGCGUGGUCCCAGCGCGCCCUCCCGUGGCCGCUUGAGGCGAAUCCGCACGCCUCGCCUCUACUCCCAGCAAAACCAAAAGCCACCUACGGUUCUGUUACAGAAAAGCACCACGAGCAAGAUGAAAUUGACUGUGUUCUCCUUUCAGCGUCCAAGAUACUAAAUUCCUCUGAGGGAGUAAAGGGGAGUGGUGACAGUGAAACAGAACAUGGCUACACAUCAGAAUCAGAAAAUCAAAUCCAACCACAAUCAGCAUUGAAAGCCCUUCAGCAUCAACUGGAAUCAUUUCAGGCUCUCCGAAUACAGACUUUGCAGAAUGUCAGCAUGGUGCAGUCUGAAAUCAGUGAAAUAUUGAACAAAAGCAUUAUUGAAGUAGAAAACCCACAAUUUAGUUCAGAAAAAAAUCUAGUAUUCAACACACACCUUGAGAAGGCUUUGCCUAUAGAGAAUCAAGAAGAAAUCCUUUCUAUGGAGAAAAGUCAUCGUUUUGAGUAUUCUAGGACUCUUCAUUCAACAGAAGAAAAAUUCAGUAGUGAUAGUGUUAAUAGUUUCUCUCAAGGUACAAAUAUUCCAUCACAGAUAAAUUUCAAGGACAUAUUAACUCUGGGAACUUCAACAGAUAAUUCCACUUCAAACAUAAGUAUGAACCCUUUAGAAAAUUCUGAUAUGUUGAAGAAUUACAAUAACCUUCAUAGUUUUCUACCUAAUAUACCUCAUAAUGUUAUGUCUCAACCUGAUACAGUAAUCCUGGACAAAUCUAAAAUUACUGUGCCUCUUCUCAAACAUGGACUUUGUGAAAAUUUCGAUGAUAUUUGUCAUUCUAUCAAACAAAUGAAGGAAGAACUUCAAAAGUCACACGAUAGGGAAUUGACACUUACAAAUGAAAUUAAAACUUUAAAAACCAAUACAAAUGUUCCAAGUAAUGGUAAGACUGACCUGUAUCCCACUCACAAGAAAAAAAUUAACUUUCUUAGGGAGGACAAUAUAGAAAGUAACUUAAAUGAAGAUAUAAAAUCCAAGAAAAUUUUAGAAUUGGAGGAAUUAGUAAACAAAUUACUCCCACUCAGGGAAGUGUCAAAAUUGCACCUGAAUUUUUGUAGGAAGUGCAAAAAAUUGUCUAGGAGUGAAAUUCACAGGGGAAAGAAGAAUGAGAAAAACAAUACGGAAAUUCCUGUCACUAGCAAGAAUAUUACAGAUUUACGAUUCCAUUCUAGAGUCCCAAGGCAUGCACUGUCAAUCUUUGAUCCAAUAAAAUAUGAAACAAAAAAUAGAGAAAAGCAAUCUUUUGUAGUGAAAGAAGGUUCAAUAAUAUUUGAAAAUCAGAAAAUAGCCAAAGUCAAUUCUGUUACUGAGCAGGGUGUUGCAAAAAUUCAGUAUUUACAGAAUUACCUGAAAGAAUCUAUGCAGACACAGAGAAAAGUAACAGAGCUGGAGAAUGAAAAUCUAAUGCUUAAGACCAAAAUAAACCCUCUUGUCUCUACCACACAAUCUCUGAUACAGAAAACUGAAACAUAUGAAAAGCAACUUAAGAAUAUGCUUGCAGAAAAGAAUACUAUUCAGUCCAAGUUAAUUAAAACAGAAGAAGAUGGCAAAGAAUGUCUAAAAGAAUUGAAAAAAAUAAUUAGUAAAUAUGAUGUUCUCCAAGGACAAAACAAAAGUCUAGAGGAAAAAACCAGUCAACUUUCUUUGGAGAAGCAACAAAUGAUGGAAACAUUAGACCAACUAAAAAAUAAGGAACACAAAAUUCAAAAUGAUAUGGCUAUUGUCAAUAAUGAAAAUAAUCGAAUGAGUAGGGAAAUGGAAUCAAUGAAAGCAAAUAUUCUGUUGAUGCAAGAUGAAAAGGAAAUGCUAGAGAAAAAAACACACCUGCUUCUAAAGGAAAAAAACUCACUUAAAAAUGAACUAAAAGAAAACCAGCUAGAGAUAAUGCAGCUAAAAGAGAAAGGAAGACUGGCAAAAACUGAACAAGAGACACUUCUUCAAAUAAUAGAGACAGUUAAAAAUGAAAAACUUAGUCUUGAAACAACAUUACAAGAAUCUACUGCUGCUAGACAAAUGAUGGAAAGGGAAAUUGAGAAUAUGCAAACAUACCAGUCUACUGCAGAAGAGAAUUUUCGGAAAGAAAUAAAAAAUGCAAAAUCAGAAGCAAGUAUUUAUAAGAAUAGUUUGUCAGAAAUGGGCAACAAGUGUGAAAUGUUAUCAAAAAUGGUAAUGGAAAUUAAAACAGAUAAUCAGAUGCUCAAAGAAGAACUAAAACAACAUAGUCAGGAAAAUAGAAAACUUGGAAACAGCAUCAGCAGACUUGAGGAAGACAAAAUACUUUUAGAAAACUAUGUAAGAAGUAUAGAAAAUGAAAGAGAUACUUUGGAAUUUGAGAUGCGGAAUCUUCAAAGAGAAUAUUUAAAUCUAAGUGAAAAACUCUGUAGUCAGCAGAGUGACCUAUCAAAAAUGGGUUAUAUUUCAAGAAGAGAGAAAUUCCGUUUUGACAACUAUGGUACUUAUGAAGGCAGCUCUAGUCCUGGAAGUAAGUCUUUAGCUCCUGAUUUUAAAGGAAUUCCAAGUAAACUGCAUCAAUCACUUCCAUCUAAGAUACGUAAAUAA